Messenger RNA from Ipomoea triloba (trilobed morning glory), 3058 nucleotides. Its product is annotated as glycogen phosphorylase 1-like. The record is from RefSeq and is a predicted model, not a curated record. Gene Ontology annotation, cellular component: cytoplasm. The transcript is spliced from 22 exons. The coding region runs from base 41 to 3058 and encodes 1005 amino acids. Gene Ontology annotation, biological process: glycogen catabolic process. Gene Ontology annotation, molecular function: glycogen phosphorylase activity; pyridoxal phosphate binding. Lineage: Eukaryota; Viridiplantae; Streptophyta; Magnoliopsida; Solanales; Convolvulaceae.
UCACUACAGCUUACCUCACUUCUCACAUUCACUCUCCGCCAUGUCCGCAUUUUCCGCUUCUCUCUUAACCGUCGGAUCGCCUAAUGCGAAGCGCCAUCUUCCUUCCGCCGUCGCUCUCAGCCGUCCAUUGUCAGCUUCGUUCUCUCUCUUUCCGCCUCCGACGACAUCCGUUGCGUUGAAGGCUUCGCGAUUGCACGCCUCGGACGGCGGUCAGGUGGCGACGGAGCCUGGAUCCUCCGCGGCGAUCGCGGUCCAGAACGACGACGCAUUGGACUCCACCGUUUUCGAAAUCCGCGCUCGGAACCGGAUCGGGCUGCUCCAGGUCAUCACCCGGGUGUUCGGCGUCCUCGGCUUGAAAAUCGACAGGGCGGUGGUGGAAUUCGAGGGCGAAUUCUUCGUCAAGAGGUUUUUCGUGACGGACUCGCACGGUGGAAAGAUCGAGAAUGAUGAGCAUUUGGAUAGGAUUCGGAAGGCGUUGAUGGACGCUGUUGAGGGCGGUGAUGAUGGAGCCGCGGCGCCGGCGGUGGCGGCUAGUGGGAGAGGGGUGGUGGUUAGGAAAGCCGGGUUAGGAUUGGAGUUGGGGGAGCGGAAGGGGAAGGCCGAGAGGAUGUUUGGGUUGAUGGACGGGUUUUUGAAGAAUGAUCCUAUUAGUCUGCAAAAGGAUAUUCUCGAUCACGUUGAGUACACUGUUGCACGAUCGAGGUUUAACUUUGACGACUUUGAAGCUUAUCAGGCAUUGUCGCACAGUGUAAGAGAUCGGCUUAUUGAGCGGUGGCAUGAUACACACCAAUAUUUUAAGAAGAAAGAUCCCAAGCGUGUAUACUUCCUUUCGCUUGAGUUUCUCAUGGGUCGUUCUCUGUCAAAUAGUGUCAUAAACCUUGGCAUCCAGGAUCAGUAUGCUGAUGCUUUAACUCAGCUUGGAUUUGAGUUUGAAGUCUUAGCAGAACAGGAAGGGGAUGCUGCACUUGGUAAUGGUGGUCUAGCUCGGCUAGCAGCUUGCCAGAUGGAUUCUCUGGCAACACUGGACUACCCUGCCUGGGGUUAUGGGCUACGCUAUCAAUAUGGGCUAUUCCGUCAAAUCAUAAUGGAUGGAUUUCAACAUGAACAACCUGAUUAUUGGUUAAACUUUGGGAACCCCUGGGAAAUAGAGCGUGUUCAUGUAUCAUACCCUGUGAAGUUUUAUGGGACCAUUGAAGAGAAAGUUUCAAAUGGAGAAAAAUUUGAAGUUUGGGUACCUGGAGAAAUAGUUGAGGCAGUUGCUUAUGACAACCCUUUACCUGGUUAUGGAACACGGAAUGCCAUUAACCUUCGACUAUGGGCAGCGAAACCAAGCAACCAAUAUGACAUGGAAGCUUUUAACACUGGAGACUAUAUCAAUGCAGUUGUUAACAGACAGAAAGCUGAGACUAUUAGCAAUGUUUUGUACCCUGAUGACCGUUCUUACCAGGGCAAGGAACUGCGUCUGAAGCAACAAUAUUUCUUUGUUUCAGCAUCGUGCCAAGACAUCAUUAGGAGGUUUAAAGAUCUUAAUUCUAACUUUGAAGAAUUUCCAGAAAAGGUCGCUCUUCAGAUAAAUGAUACUCAUCCAUCUCUUAGCAUUGUUGAGGUAAUGAGAGUUCUUGUUGAUGAAGAGCACCUGCCUUGGAGUAAAGCAUGGGAUAUUGUUUGCAAAACAUUCUCCAUCACUAUUCAUGCAGUACAGCCUGAAGGACUUGAGAGAAUUCCUGUUGAUCUGCUAGGCAGUGUUCUUCCACGUCAUCUACAGAUUAUAUAUGAGAUAAACUACAGAUUCAUGGAAGAGUUGAAAAACCGGUUUGGUCAGGAUUACAGUCGACUUUCUCUCAUGUCCAUUGUUGAGGAUGGUGCUGUGGAGAAUAUAAGGAUGGCAAACUUGUCAGUUGUUUGUUGCCACACUGUGAAUGGAGUUUCCAGAGAGCAUUUGGAGACUCUAAAGAAAAGAGUGUUCAAGGACUUCUAUGAGUUGUGGCCUCAAAAAUUUCAAUACAAGACAAAUGGAGUUACUCAGCGCCGCUGGAUUGUAGUGAGCAAUCCAAGUUUGUCUUCAAUUAUUUCAAAAUGGCUUGGAACAGAAGCUUGGAUCCGUGAUAUUGACCUCAUCUCAGGCUUACGGGAUUAUGUUUCAGAUCCUGGUCUGCAUAAAGAAUGGAAGAUGAUGAAGAAGGUUAACAAGAUGAGGCUUGCUGAAUACAUUGAAACAAUUAGCGGAGUGAAGGUCAGUUUAGAGGCAAUGUUUGACGUUCAGAUAAAACGAAUACAUGAAUACAAGAGACAACUGAUGAAUAUACUAGGCAUCAUACACAGAUAUGACUGUAUUAAGAAUAUGGAUAAGAGUGAGAGACGAAGAGUUGUACCUCGUGUAUGCAUAAUUGGAGGGAAAGCUGCCCCUGGUUAUGAAAUUGCUAAGAAGAUUAUCAAACUUUGUCAUGCAGUGGCAGAUAUAAUUAACAAUGACUCUGAUGUUGGAGACCUCCUGAAACUGGUUUUUAUCCCUGAUUACAAUGUAACUGUUGCUGAGUUGGUAAUUCCUGGCAGUGACCUUUCACAGCACAUAAGCACUGCUGGACAUGAGGCAUCUGGAACUGGCAGUAUGAAAUUUUUAAUGAACGGAUGUUUAUUGUUAGCUACUGCAGAUGGCUCAACAAUCGAAAUUGCCCAAGAAAUAGGAGCAGAUAACAUGUUUCUAUUUGGUGCAAAAGCAGAUGAGGUCGCAGCAUUGCGAGAAAAAGGAGCUACCCUCAAAGCACCACUUCAAUUUGCACGGGUUGUAAGGAUGGUUCGAGAUGGUUAUUUUGGCUAUAAGGACUACUUCAAGCCAUUAUGUGACACAUUGGAGAAAGAUCAUUAUCUUCAUGGUUAUGAUUUCUCCAGCUAUUUAGAAGCACAGGCUGCAGCUGACAGAGCGUUUGUGGACGAGGAGAAGUGGACAAGAAUGAGCAUACUGAGCACUGCUGGAUCUGGCAAAUUCAGCAGUGAUAUAAACAUAAGAGAAUAUGCAGAGCAGACAUGGGGAAUCAAACCUUGCAAGUGCCCAUUUUAA